UGUGUAAGGACUUUGCUUGGUGUUAUAUUGAGUGACUCAUUGGAAGGAUAUUUAAAAAGUGAAAUUGAACUUAUUUUGGACUAGUGUCGAUAUCAACGCAGUUUUGUAAUAAAAACUGUGUCUGACUAUUGAAACUUGGUUGCAUUUUCAUUUCCUUAUACGGUAAUUCACAAUCUUGACAACAACAAGAAGUGAUUUGCUGCUGGGGAAGCUUAACAUGUCAUCAGGAAUCGUGUUUUCUUAAGUGUUCAGUGAGCUAAACUGCAGUAGAUUAUAGUGCAUUGAAAUGUGAAUUUUGUGCUGAUAAUGUUAAAAUCGUUUUUUGUGUGAAAACUUUAUCCUGAUGAGUUACCAAGCGUAACUGCACUGUUUUUGUAAUCGGUUUACUAAUAUUCGUUCAUAAUGGAGACAGAGGAACUCACGAAGCUUGUCGAUGGCAUAUACAAGAAUAUCUUGGAUAAAUUCAACCCUGGCGCUCGGCAAAUGAUAACAGCUGGUAAAGCCUAUUUAAAGGCUUUACACGGCGCGGCGGCUGCGUCUCGAAUGUAUGUAGACGCGGUCGGCAAGCUCGGGAGGCAAGCUCAGCAAGGCACGUGGGGAGGAUGUGCCGAUAUCGGAACUGCUCUCAUGAAGGUAGUGGAGGUGUAUCGGGAAAUUCAGGACCAGCAAAUGAAUAUUCUGAAAGCAUUUUACGUAGAUUUGUUGGUCCCCUUGGAGACUAAUCUCGAAAAAGAUACUAAGGUCGUUCAGUCAGAACAAAAAAGGUUCUUGCAACAACAUAAGCUUCGUUCUGAGAGCUACAGCAAGGCGGCCGCUACUAUCAAGAAGCAAAGGAAAAAGAAAACAAAUGUAACAAAGGUUGGUUCAGCGAUGGAUAAGGAGAUGAAGAGUAUGCAAAUUUUGGAAGAGGAAAAAACUAAACUAGAUGCAUUUUGCGAGCAAAGCUUAAAGAAUGCAAUGACACAAGAACGUCGACGUUAUGGAUUUGUUCUUGAGCGGCAGUGCUCACUUGCUAAACAUUGGCUUGCAUACCAUACAGCAGGUGCGACAGCCUAUAACAGCGGCUUAGAUGAAUGGCUCGAAGUGUCACGAACUCGAGAAUACUUGCCGUCAAAUGUGGAGGCUAUGUUUGUCAGCAGAAUGAGGCAAGUGACAUUUUGGGCAGAUGAAGAUGUUUAUGCCAGUCCAAGGAAUGGUGAUGAUGAUGACAGCGCAUCAGUUGGAUCAGCGUUGCGAAAGACAAGAUCAGUAGAUGCUUCAUGUUUAGAUGUUAGGUCUAUUGCUGACCUAGGAUCUCCUACCCAAGGAUUAUCCAGAGCUAAAUCUGAUUUAAACUUACAAGCAAGUCUACAUAACACAGAUCAAGAUAUAGACAUUCGUACAAAGAAUCGUCCAUCUUCUCUUGCCCCACCAACUUGCACAUCUCGUGACCCACCACUAGCCAGAGCUCUGUAUGCAUACGCAGCAGCUGGAGAUAAUCAGCUUAGCUUCCAACAGGGAGAUAUUUUGGCUUUACUUGGAGAUAGAACAAAGGGAUGGCAGUAUGGAGAAAACUUGCGUACACAUAGUGCUGGCUGGUUCCCAUUAGCCUACACUGAACCGAUCAUCAAUGAAGAGACUGGAAGUAAUUCACCUGCUCGUUGGAGUUGUGCUCAAACUCCGAGUGAGACACCACCACCGGCACCAAUUUCUCACACACAAGUCUCUUCUAACACUGGAACACCUCACGUGCACUCUCAUCCUCCAACGCGAAUGUUUGGAGAUACUGUUACCGCUCAUCACAUUACUAAGGGACGCCUCGCUAAUAGUUCACCUGGUUUACCACCCACUUUGCCAGCUCCAUCUCCAAGUGCUCUCAGUACAUCAGCUAGUGCCAACUUUCAUCCAACACCAAUUCCAGCAACAUCUGGGCCAAUUAAGAAUUCUACUUCAGCUGCCAGCUUUACUACCCAUGCUGUUAUUGAAACAAGAACAUUUGGACCUCAAACACUUCCCCUGCGUUCACAGGUGGCUCAGAAAUCAGUACCAGCUAAAACUGUAGUUUCAGCUGUAGGUGCUGUUGGCAAUGUCUCGUUACACAGCUCUAAUGACUCCGGUUUCUCGAAUGAACCACCCCCGCAACCUGAUGUGGAUUACAGCGAUGAAGAAGCACAAAGACAUCGUAUUCCAAUCAGUAAAUCUGCUCAACAAAACCUCGAAAACAAAGCGUAUCUAUUGAAAACCCAAAGUCUUAAACGAGGACCGAAACUUCGUAAUACAAAUAAUGGAUAUCUUACUGAUGAUCAACAACUGCUGUUGCGAAACAUGUUAGACAUGGAUAAGGAUUCUCAAAAAAUAAAAAGAACUAAAUCGUUCUGGAAGUUCGGUCGAACAACACAAGAAGAGAUUAUGGAAGGUAUGUCUCUUUGGCAACACAGAGAUAUCGUUGAUACAGUACCAGAAUAUAAGAAAAAACUUUUUGUUAAAUUAAAAAAGGAAUUAAGACCGGCUCCAGACAUUCCUGAGCCUAAAAAUCCAAAUACAUCUGAUAAACCUACAACAAUCGAUAACCCUGUAUCCCGACAGCAAGAAACAAUUGACAGAAAAGAUAUCAAGGUAAACAAUGGCAUAAGACAAGCAAGAAGCUUAGGAUCUAUACAAAGUGAGGAACGAGCGGAAAAGGAGCGAAAAGGAAAUAUGAAUUAUCACCAAAAUCAAACAAUGAAUAAAAAAAGUUUCUCUGAAAAAUCUAUCGCUGAAGAAAAACAUGAUGACUUUGUACCUCGGAACGAGUCUCGCCACUCGGAUUUAACUAAUACAAGUACUAUUAAAACUAACUUUGAAAAUAGUUUCUACAACGAUGAAAAUGGAGAUGGGUUUGUUAUGAAAACAGUAAAACGACGAGAAAUAUUGCAGCGAUACGACAACGACAGUAAUUCUGAUAAUAAUUCCGUCGCUUCUAGUACAGACCCAUAUGAUUGCAUUAUAGUAGAUGAUCACAUGACUUCUAAAAAACAACAGGAACUUGACAGACGUCGAAAAGCACAAAUGCUAGAUAACGAAAUUAAGAACAACAAGGAAACUGCAUAUAUGCCAGAAUUUGAAGAAAUAGAGGUGACACCUAUCAAACCUCAUGUAAGAGCCACGUUAUCAUCAGAUAAGUCAAAAAAAUCUUCACAAGAAAAGUCACCACCAAAAGUCAUGGAAUUUAAAACUUUUAAAGAUACUUCAAAAGAAAUAAAAACUUUUUCUGCGUCAUCUGAAACAUUGAAAUACAAAGAUAAUGACCCACCCACUGAUCGUUAUGGUAUACCCAUAGAACGAAAUAAUAAUGAAAUCCGAAGCGACGAAGGAUAUGAUGAACAGGAUGAAGGUACGCUCAAAUAUAAAAAGCGUGCAAGUGAAGAAAAACUGAGAAAACUUAACCAUGAAAAUGGUAAUAACAAAGAAUAUCCGCAAGCCGAACUAAGAAAUCAAAAGAAGGACCCAAGAGCUUACGAAACAUCAGAACCAAGAAUCGAUUAUUCUUUAGAUAGACGUCAUGCACGAAAAGAGUUCAUUGACUCAAAGAACCGUGAAAACAGGACAAGAAACAGAACGCAUAGAAGUUACGAUGAUAGCUCACUGCCUUAUAAUGGCCGAAGAGAAGAAAGAUACUACGAAUCGAACAUAUCAUACUUCAGUGAUCAAGAAAGGCGGGUUUCAAGGUAUGAUUAUGAAACAGAUUCGAAGAAAGCUGAAAAAUCAAAGAUGAGACAAGAAGAAGCUAGACUAGAAGCAAGGCGCCUUAUGGAUCGCAGAAGUGAAGCUCCGUACAGUGAAUCUGAUGAUCAAAAGUUCAAUGAAGCAUUGAAACAACAACGACCGCAGCUGCUACCUCGUACUAAACUACUUAAGCGUUCGGUAGAUGGUAAUGAAUUACCAGAAGAUGGUCAUACAUUUGGACCUUGGUACGACUUGUGGGGUCGCGAAACAAUGUACAAGUAGAUUCAGGCCGCAGCAAUUUGCAACUGUGAAACUAAGAAAGGCGUUAACAAACGACCGGUCAUCGCCUGCCAUUGAAUAAUUUCUUAGAUGUUUAAUAUUAUUAUUAUUUUGUUAAAUAUAUAUUAUAUUAUGUAAAAUAGAAACACCAUGUAUUUUGUACAGUUAAAUAUUAUUAUAGUUUAAGAAAGAAUUAUAUCACAAUUUUUAUAAUAAUUAAA
Molecule: messenger RNA, 4184 nt
Organism: Melitaea cinxia (Glanville fritillary)
Lineage: Eukaryota; Metazoa; Arthropoda; Insecta; Lepidoptera; Nymphalidae
Gene: IRSp53
Exons: 17
Coding region: 403-3966 (1187 amino acids)
Biological process (GO): plasma membrane organization; actin filament bundle assembly; actin crosslink formation
Cellular component (GO): nucleoplasm; cytosol
Molecular function (GO): protein binding
Source: RefSeq, a predicted model, not a curated record